Molecule: messenger RNA, 1689 nt
Organism: Abrus precatorius (Indian licorice)
Lineage: Eukaryota; Viridiplantae; Streptophyta; Magnoliopsida; Fabales; Fabaceae
Product: abrin-d-like
Exons: 2
Coding region: 1-1689 (562 amino acids)
Biological process (GO): negative regulation of translation
Molecular function (GO): rRNA N-glycosylase activity
Source: RefSeq, a predicted model, not a curated record
AUGGACGAAACUUUGAAGCUAUUGAUUUUAUGUGCUGCAUGGGCAUGUUCUUUCUCUGCACUGAGAUGUGCCGAUCCUCCCGGUGCAACAAAUGAGGACCCCAUUAAAUUUGCUACUGAAGGUGCCACUAAAGACAGCUACAAGCAGUUCAUUGAAGCUCUUCGAGAACGUCUAACAGGUGAGCUGAUACAUGACAUACCCGUGCUUAGAGAUCCAGCAACAGUGGAAGAAAGAAAUCGAUAUGUCACAGUCGAACUCUCAAACUCGGCGACGGAAUCCAUCCAAAUAGGUAUCGAUCUGACUAACGCAUAUGUUGUAGCAUACCAAGCAGGAACUCGGGCCUAUUUCCUCCGUGAUGCCCCAGAAUCUGCAUCUACCAACCUUUUCCCUGACGUACCAGUGGAUAACCGGUACACACUGCCUUUUAACGGUUCUUAUGGUAAUCUAGAGAGUUGGUCUCAUCAAACUAGAGAGGAAGUAAAUCUGGGGUUAGAGGCCUUGAGACAUGCGAUAACGUAUCUACGAGGUGGUGCCGACGACAAUGAAGAAAAAGCUCGUCUUAUGAUCGUGAUAAUCCAAAUGGUUGCAGAAGCAGCUCGAUUUAAAUACAUUUCAAACCGGGUUGGUGUCAGCAUCCGAACUGGCACGGCGUUUCAACCUGAUCCUGGCAUGUUAAGUUUGGAGAACAACUGGGAUAAUCUGUCAGGAGCUGUUCAACAAGCAGAGCAAAAUGCUUUCCGAAAUAAUGUCGUGUUAACAAAUAUUAAUCACGAACCUGUCAUUGUAGAUUCCUUGUUACACCCAACUGUUGCAGCUCUAACAUUGAUGCUCUUUGUCUGCAAUCCAAAUGCAAACCGAUCACCUCGAUUACCAAGAUCAAUUGUGGAAAAAUCAGAGACCUGCGAUCCUUUUACCUGCGAUCCUUUUGAACCAACCGUCCACAUUGCUGGUCGAGAUGGGAUGUGUGUGGAUGUCUAUAAGAACGACUAUCACGAUGGCAAUCCUAUCAUAAUGUGGAAAUGCGCAGACCAAGAGAACCAACUCUGGACCUUGAAACAAGACAAGACGAUAAGGUCCAAGGGGAAGUGUUUAACCACAUACGGUUAUGCCCCAGGGCAUUACGUCAUGAUAUAUGAUUGUACUUCCGCAGUAGCAGAGGCCACUUACUGGGAGAUAUGGGACAAUGGAACUAUUAUCAAUCCAAGGUCUGGCUUGGCCUUGAGUGCCGAAUCCAGUGCCAUGGGAGAGACACUUACCCUGCAAACAAAUGAAUAUCAAAUGCGACAGGGCUGGCGCACAGGAACUCACACAGGCCCUUUUGUAACUUCAAUUGCUGGGUAUUUGGAUCUCUGCAUGGAAGCUCACGGAAGUAACGUGUGGCUGGCUGACUGUGAUAGCAACAAGAAGGAGCAGCAAUGGGCAAUUUACCCAGAUGGUUCUAUACGUCCAGUGCAAAAUACAAACAACUGUUUAACAUCUGAAGAACACAAACCAGGAGCUACCAUUGUCAUGAUGGCUUGUAGCAAUGCAUGGGCUAGCCAACGAUGGGUGUUUAAAAAUGAUGGCACCAUUUAUAGUUUAUCUGACGACAUGGUGAUGGAUGUGAAAGGCUCUGAUCCAAGUCUUAAACAGAUAAUACUUUGGUCAUGGACUGGUAACCCUAACCAAAUGUGGCUUACUUUGUUUUAA